Psilocybe cubensis is the source of this 1041-nucleotide messenger RNA. RefSeq lists its product as uncharacterized. Gene Ontology annotation, molecular function: transmembrane protein transporter activity. The record is from RefSeq and is a predicted model, not a curated record. NCBI's taxonomy places the organism in Eukaryota, Fungi, Basidiomycota, Agaricomycetes, Agaricales, Agrocybaceae. Gene Ontology annotation, cellular component: mitochondrial outer membrane translocase complex; mitochondrial outer membrane. Gene Ontology annotation, biological process: protein import into mitochondrial matrix. The transcript has 5 exons. The coding region runs from base 1 to 1041 and encodes 346 amino acids.
AUGGCGUCCACCUUCUUACCUGAAGAGGAUGUGCAUUCCAAAUCCUCAACUCCUAUAGUUCCUUCGUAUUUCAACCCUAUAUCCCCCUUUUUUAAUGCUUACGACCGCUUUGCCCGCUGGCGCGAGGAUCUCGGCCUCCCCCAUCCUGGUUCAGUCGAAAAUCUUCAGAAGGAAGUGAAGGGCACCCAUCUGUCAAACUAUAUCUUUGACGGUGCUCGUGCGGACCUGACGAAAAGUCUUUCCGUGAACCCCUUGUUCCAGGUGACUCACUCCUUCGCCUUGGGAUCACAAACUCUUCCCUCUUCCUACAACUUCGGAGCUGUUUUUGCCAACCAAAAGGUUUUCCUUCAAGGUUCAGUAGACCACGAAGGCAGUAUUAGUGGCAGGUUUAAUAACGGUUGGGACGCUAACAAUGUAUUCAAGGUGCAAGCACAGUUGUCCCAACAAGCGGAGCAAAGCAUGAUUCAACUGGAGCACGACUACCAUGGUUCAGAUUUCAGUGCUAACAUUAAAGCCGUUAACCCCUCACCAAUUAAUCUCACUGGUGUCUACAUUGGUAGCUAUCUCCAGUCCAUCACUAAAAACCUGGCAAUUGGUCUAGAAGGUCUAUACCAGCGCCCUACCCCCGAUACCAGUGACCUGGCUGUCUCCUACCUGGCCAAGUUGACGAGUUCGGACAAAAACUGGAUUGCCACUGCCCAGCUGCAGCCUUCUGGUAUCCUUCAGGCCACAUACUGGCAACGGCUGAGCGAAAAGGUCGAAGUCGCCGCGGAUCUGCAAGUUCUUUCCGCUCCUACCCGAAGGGACGCCAUCGCGACUUUGGGCGCCAAAUAUGAUUUCAGAGUCGCGACCUUCAGAGCACAGGUUGACUCAACCGGCAAGGUGUCUGCUCUGCUGGAGCAGCGAUUCGUUCCAGCGUUCGCCUUCCUCGUUUCUGGAGAGAUAGAUCACUUCAAGAACUCGGCGAAGGUCGGUGUUGGUGUAAUGAUCGAAAGUACGACCUUGACACCAGAGGAGAUGGGCAUGAUGGGCCCACCUUAA